GCGGCUGCGGGCGGAGCUUCGCGAGGAGCGACGCGGGGCCGUCAGACGGCGGCAGCUUUGGGAGGCGCCGGCGCGAGGCCGAGGCGCUCCCCGUCCGCAGCAGCUGCCACCGCCGGCGCGUCGCCGCGCCCCGGCUGCCAGUGCUCCCGCCCUCCCCGCGCCACGGCCCUCGAUGCGGGGCCGGGCCGCUGCGUGAUGGGGCUGCGGAGCGGCGCCCUGCGGCUCGCGGCAGCCGCUGCUCGCGCUGAGGAGCGUCGGUGCCGGGCCCCCCGCGCCCCCGCGCGUCGCGGCGCCUGCUGACCCGGCCCGCCAGUCGCCCGUCGGUCCGCAGCGCGGCUGAGGAAACUUGAACAUAACUUCAAAAGAAGAUUUGAUUUUUUAUUUCUGGACUGCAUAUAUAUAACAAGACCAUCAGAAUGUCGGGAGCCUCAGUGAAGGUGGCUGUGCGGGUUCGGCCCUUCAAUUCUCGAGAGACCAGCAAAGAGUCCAAGUGCAUCAUUCAGAUGCAAGGCAACUCGACCAGUAUUAUUAACCCAAAGAACCCAAAGGAAGCUCCAAAGUCCUUUAGUUUCGACUACUCCUACUGGUCUCACACCUCGCCUGAAGAUCCCUGUUUUGCAUCUCAAAACCGUGUGUACAAUGACAUUGGAAAGGAAAUGCUCUUACAUGCCUUUGAGGGAUAUAAUGUCUGUAUUUUUGCCUAUGGGCAGACUGGUGCUGGGAAAUCUUAUACAAUGAUGGGUAAACAAGAAGAAAGCCAGGCUGGCAUCAUUCCACAGUUAUGUGAAGAACUAUUCGAGAAAAUCAAUGACAACUGUAAUGAAGAAAUGUCUUACUCUGUAGAGGUGAGCUACAUGGAAAUUUACUGUGAACGAGUACGAGACCUGCUGAAUCCAAAAAACAAGGGUCAUUUGCGUGUGCGUGAACACCCACUUCUUGGCCCAUAUGUGGAGGAUCUGUCCAAGCUGGCAGUCACUUCCUACACAGACAUUGCUGACCUCAUGGAUGCUGGGAACAAAGCCAGGACGGUGGCAGCUACCAACAUGAAUGAAACAAGUAGCCGUUCCCAUGCUGUGUUUACCAUUGUUUUCACCCAGAAGAAACAUGAUACUGAGACCAACCUUUCCACUGAGAAGGUCAGUAAAAUCAGCUUGGUGGAUCUAGCAGGAAGUGAACGAGCUGAUUCAACUGGUGCCAAAGGGACUCGAUUAAAGGAAGGAGCAAAUAUUAAUAAGUCUCUCACAACUCUGGGCAAAGUCAUUUCAGCCUUGGCAGAGGUGAGUAAGAAGAAGAAGAAGACUGAUUUUAUUCCUUACAGGGAUUCUGUACUUACUUGGCUCCUUCGAGAAAAUCUAGGUGGCAAUUCUCGGACUGCAAUGGUUGCUGCUCUGAGCCCAGCAGAUAUCAACUAUGAUGAAACUUUGAGCACUCUGAGAUACGCAGAUCGUGCAAAACAAAUUAAGUGCAAUGCUGUUAUCAAUGAGGACCCCAAUGCCAAACUGGUUCGUGAAUUAAAGGAGGAGGUGACACGGCUGAAGGAUCUUCUUCGUGCUCAGGGGCUGGGAGAUAUUAUUGAUAUUGAUCCAUUGAUCGAUGAUUACUCUGGAAGUGGAGGCAAAUAUCUGAAAGAUUUUCAGAACAAUAAGCAUAGGUACUUGCUAGCCUCUGAGAAUCAACGCCCUGGCAAUUUUUCCACAGCAUCCAUGGGGUCCCUUACUUCAUCUCCAUCUUCCUGCUCACUCAAUAGUCAGGUGGGCUUAACAUCUGUGACCAGUAUUCAGGAGAGGAUCAUGUCUACACCUGGAGGAGAGGAAGCCAUUGAACGUCUAAAGGAAUCGGAGAAGAUCAUUGCUGAGCUGAAUGAGACCUGGGAGGAGAAGCUGCGUAAAACAGAGGCCAUCAGAAUGGAGAGAGAGGCCUUGUUGGCUGAGAUGGGAGUGGCCAUUCGGGAAGACGGAGGAACCCUGGGAGUUUUUUCACCUAAGAAGACCCCACAUCUUGUUAACCUCAAUGAGGACCCACUAAUGUCUGAAUGCCUGCUUUAUUACAUCAAAGAUGGAAUUACAAGGGUUGGCCAAGCAGAUGCUGAACGGCGCCAGGACAUCGUGCUGAGUGGGGCUCACAUUCAAGAAGAGCAUUGUAUCUUCCGGAGCGAGAGAAACAACAGUGGGGACGUUAUUGUGACCCUAGAGCCCUGUGAACGCUCAGAAACCUACGUAAAUGGCAAGAGGGUGGCCCAGCCCGUUCAACUCCGCUCAGGAAACCGUAUCAUCAUGGGUAAAAACCAUGUGUUUCGUUUCAACCACCCGGAGCAAGCACGGGCAGAGCGGGAGAAGACUCCUUCUGCCGAGACCCCCUCUGAGCCUGUGGACUGGACAUUUGCCCAGAGAGAACUUCUGGAAAAACAAGGGAUUGAUAUGAAGCAGGAGAUGGAGAAAAGACUUCAGGAGAUGGAGAUCCUAUACAAAAAGGAGAAGGAAGAAGCAGAUCUUCUCUUGGAGCAGCAGAGACUGGACUACGAGAGUAAGUUGCAGGCCUUGCAGAAGCAGGUUGAGACCCGCUCCCUCGCUGCAGAGACGACAGAAGAGGAGGAAGAGGAGGAAGAAGCUCCCUGGACACAACAUGAAUUUGAGCUGGCCCAGUGGGCCUUCCGGAAGUGGAAGUCUCACCAGUUUACUUCAUUAAGGGAUUUACUCUGGGGCAAUGCUGUUUACCUGAAGGAGGCCAACGCCAUCAGCGUUGAACUGAAGAAGAAGGUGCAGUUUCAGUUUGUUCUGCUGACGGACACAUUGUACUCCCCUUUGCCUCCGGAAUUACUUCCCACUGAGAUGGAAAAAACUCAUGAAGACAGGCCUUUCCCUCGUACUGUGGUGGCGGUAGAAGUCCAGGAUCUGAAGAACGGAGCGACACAUUAUUGGUCUUUGGAGAAACUCAGGCAGAGGCUGGAUUUGAUGCGAGAGAUGUAUGACAGGGCAGGUGAGGUGGCCUCGGGCGCCCAGGAUGAAAGCGAAGCCACUGUGACUGGCAGUGAUCCGUUUUAUGACCGGUUCCAUUGGUUCAAACUGGUAGGAAGCUCCCCCAUUUUCCACGGCUGUGUGAAUGAGCGCCUUGCUGACCGCACACCCUCCCCCACUUUUUCCACGGCCGAUUCCGACAUCACUGAGCUGGCUGACGAGCAGCAAGAUGAAAUGGAGGAUUUUGAUGAUGAGGCGUUCGUGGAUGACACCGGCUCUGACGCAGGGACGGAGGAGGGAUCAGAUCUCUUCAGUGACGGGCAUGACCCGUUUUACGACCGAUCCCCAUGGUUCAUUUUAGUGGGAAGGGCAUUUGUUUACCUGAGCAACCUGCUGUAUCCUGUGCCCCUGAUUCAUAGGGUGGCCAUUGUCAGUGAGAAAGGUGAAGUGCGGGGAUUUCUACGUGUGGCUGUGCAGGCCAUUGCAGCGGAUGAAGAAGCUCCUGAUUAUGGUUCCGGAAUUCGACAAUCAGGAACAGCUAAAAUAUCUUUUGAUAACGAGUACUUUAAUCAGAAUGACUUUUCUUCAGUUGCAAUGACUCGUUCUGGUCUAUCCUUGGAGGAACUGAGGAUUGUGGAAGGACAGGGUCAGAGUUCUGAGGUCAUCACUCCUCCAGAAGAAAUCAAUCGAAUGAAUGACUUAGAUUUGAAGUCAGGCACUUUGCUGGAUGGUAAGAUGGUCAUGGAAGGGUUUUCUGAAGAGAUCGGCAACCACCUGAAACUGGGCAGUGCCUUCACUUUCCGAGUAACUGUGCUACAGGCCAGUGGGAUCCUCCCCGAGUAUGCAGAUAUCUUCUGUCAGUUCAACUUUUUGCAUCGCCAUGACGAAGCAUUCUCCACUGAACCCCUCAAAAACAACGGCAGAGGAAGUCCUCUGGGCUUUUAUCACGUGCAGAAUAUUGCAGUGGAGGUCACUGAAUCAUUUGUGGACUAUAUCAAAACCAAACCGAUAGUAUUUGAAGUCUUCGGGCAUUAUCAGCAGCACCCACUUCAUCUGCAAGGACAGGAACUUAACAGCCCGCCUCAGCCAUCUCGUCGCUUCUUCCCUCCGCCCAUGCCGCUCUCCAAGCCAGUUCCAGCCACCAAGUUAAACACCAUGAGCAAAACCAGCCUUGGCCAGAGCAUGAGCAAGUAUGAUCUUCUGGUUUGGUUUGAGAUCAGUGAACUGGAGCCUACAGGAGAGUACAUCCCAGCUGUGGUUGACCACACAGCAGGCUUGCCCUGCCAGGGGACGUUUUUGCUCCAUCAGGGCAUCCAGCGAAGGAUCACAGUGACCAUCAUCCACGAGAAGGGGAGUGAACUCCAUUGGAAGGAUGUUCGUGAGCUGGUGGUAGGCCGGAUCAGGAAUAAGGCUGAGGUGGAUGAGGCUGCGGUUGAUGCCAUCCUCUCUCUAAAUAUUAUCUCCGCCAAGUACCUGAAGUCCUCCCACAACUCCAGCAGGACCUUCUACCGUUUCGAGGCCGUGUGGGACAGCUCUCUCCAUAACUCUCUUCUUUUGAACCGAGUGACGCCCUAUGGGGAAAAGAUCUAUAUGACCUUGUCAGCGUACCUAGAGUUGGAUCAUUGCAUCCAGCCGGCGGUCAUCACCAAGGACGUGUGCAUGGUCUUCUACUCCCGGGAUGCCAAGAUCUCGCCUCCACGCUCUCUGCGCAGCCUCUUCGGCAGCGGCUACUCAAAGUCACCAGACUCCAAUCGAGUCACUGGAAUUUAUGAACUCAGUUUAUGCAAAAUGGCAGACACGGGUAGUCCAGGCAUGCAGAGGAGGAGAAGAAAAAUCUUGGAUACGUCUGUGGCCUAUGUGCGGGGAGAAGAGAACUUAGCAGGCUGGCGGCCCCGCGGGGACAGUCUCAUCCUGGAGCACCAGUGGGAGUUAGAGAAGCUGGAGCUCCUUCACGAGGUGGAAAAAACUCGCCACUUCCUGCUGCUGCGUGAGAGACUUGGUGACAGCAUCCCCAAAUCCCUGAGUGACUCGUCCCCCAGCCUCAGCAGUGGGACCCUCAGCACCUCCACCAGCAUCUCCUCUCAGAUCUCUACCACCACCUUUGAAAGCGCCAUCACCCCCAGUGAGAGCAGCGGCUACGACUCGACAGACAUUGAAAGCCUGGUGGAUCGAGAGAAGGAGCUGGCUACCAAGUGCCUGCAACUUCUCACUCACACCUUCAACCGGGAGUUCAGCCAGGUGCACGGCAGCAUCAGCGACUGUAAGUUGUCUGAUAUCUCUCCUAUCGGACGGGAUCCCUCUGUGUCCAGUUUCAGCAGUGCGACCCUCACUCCCUCCUCCACCUGCCCUUCUCUGGUAGAGGCUAGGAGCAACUCUCUGGAUCAGAAGACCCCAGAAGCCAAUUCCCGGGCCUCUAGUCCCUGCCCAGAAUUUGAACAGUUUCAGAUUGUCCCAACUGUGGAAACACCUUAUUUGGCCCGAGCAGGAAAAAAUGAAUUUCUCAAUCUUGUUCCAGAUAUGGAAGAAAUUAGACCAGGCUCCGUGGUCUCUAAGAAAGGAUACCUGCAUUUCAAGGAGCCACUUUACAGCAACUGGGCUAAACAUUUUGUUGUGGUCCGUCGCCCUUAUGUCUUUAUCUAUAACAGCGACAAAGACCCAGUGGAGCGUGGCAUCAUUAACCUGUCCACAGCACAGGUGGAAUAUAGCGAGGACCAGCAGGCCAUGGUGAAGACACCGAACAUCUUUGCUGUAUGCACAAAGCAUCGUGGGGUCCUUUUACAGGCUCUCAAUGACAAAGACAUGAACGACUGGUUAUAUGCCUUUAACCCACUCCUUGCUGGCACAAUACGGUCAAAACUCUCUCGCAGAUGCCCCAGCGAACCGAAGUACUAAGUGACCCUGCUGAGCAUCCUCACUUGCCUUCGAGAGAUAAAGAAAGUGUUGCCUCUUACUUCUCUCUGUGAUUCUUGAUGGCCCCUCUCGUGUGUAAGCCUGUGGGGUAACUGCUUUCCCUCCUGUCAACACUCCUGCUAGCUCUCCUGGUCCCCGUCUCCGUUGCUCUGUACCCUUCUCUUUUUCCCUGUGCUGAGAAUCUUGGUAGCAGCAUGUGGCCUAACAAGGGAGAAAAACAAACAACAACAACCCAGAGGGGAUCCAGUGAAUCUCCAAAUUAUUUUUUUGUGUCUUUGGCUUCCUUUUGUAUGAUAGGUCCCCAUUAUGACCCCCUGUGAUGUCUUGUACUGCUGUCUUUGGAUAUCUUUGUCUGUUUUUAAGACAACAUAAUGCUUUUCCUUUUCUCUCUUUGUGAUAUCACUUCAAUUUUGGGUGGGGGGGGUGGCUUAGAGACUACGGGAGGAAACAUCUGGCUUUUUUUAGAACCUAAAAGGAAAAAACUUACCUUUUCCCUUUCCAUCUCUUUGCCAUUGCUAAUCCCUGCAUUUUCCAUUCAGGGAGAAGGUUGUGGGGAGCUUAGAAAUGGCACAGGUGUAUUCUCUGGAAAUGGAGCUUAUUUAGAACGUAGUUAUACGGUUUUCUUUUAGUGGAAGAGAGAAGGGAGGACUUCUUAGCGGGCCUGGAACAGUGGCUGCUGCUGACCUUGUAAGAAGGGAGGGGCCGAGGAUACUGCCCGUGGAUUUGAGGGGACCGUGGGGCUUGACAGUGGGUCAUGACGGCGGGCUGACAGCAGGAUGAGGAUAGCUCCUCACAGCAGUGCUCCUGUGAACUGCUUUUCUCUCAGUUUCUCAUUUCUCUUCUUGGCAUUAGUGAUGGUACAGUUCGGAAUUAGUACAAUGUCAUACACAAACGUCCCACAAGGGGGGAGUGACUCACUUCUGCUAAUGAACUUGAUGGUCGUUGUUGUCAUUAUAAUUAUGGGAAUGCUGAGUAGUGACCUUGUGAUGGGUGUAGCUCCCUUUGAUCAAAGAAAUGUAACUCUCAAGUAUAGACUUGGAAGUCUCCCUCUGAAUCCAGUGGUCAUUUCCAAUGAUCCUUGUCAAACUGAAAAUACUUUCAGUAAUGCUUCUCCCUCUAUAAUCAUAAAUAAGCAGACUAGGCAGUCUUUGCUUUCUGGAUCCCGGGAUUAAAACCAAUCCCCUUCCACCACUAAAAAAAAAACAAAAAACCAAAAGGACACCUGGGGGCAGAGAAGAGGCGCACCUGAGUCCUGGCCCCAGUGGCUUACUGCUGCCUCCGCCUUCCCUCUCCUUGGUUAUCUUCACGGGAGUGGAAAAACUGCCAGAGGAGAAAGGAGGAAGCUCACUGCUGACAGUCUCCUUCUCUGACAGAACAGGGUCAUCCGCCUCCAGACGCCAUCAUGGAAGAAGAUACUCUUUCUUUCAGCUGCCAGUAAGUUUUACAGGAAUGGCCUGGGGAAAAGAAGGCCUGCAGGUUAAUUCAGCUGCUUUGCCAUCUGACCUGGGGUGUUUUGUACCAUCCUUUACCUCCCUCACGCACAUCUGUGUUUGACCAUCCCUCAGGCAUUCAGAAAAGUAUCUGCCCUCUCCCACCUCGCGGAGACUGAGGGUCUCCAGCCUUGAAGUUGCUGCCUCUCAGGUGGUGGGGACCGGCUGAUUUUCUGCUUCAGGCAGCAUAGGGCAGGGGCUGGUGCACGCUGUGGAAUAGAGCUGGGCAGGCACGUGUCAGCAGACCCUUGCUUCUGACUUUCUGGUUGGGCUCAUCGCUAAGAACAGGUCUCCUGGCCUCAGUAGAGUUGCCCUGCAAAGAGGAGGAAACAUGAAUCGUGGAGAGCUUAAAAGACAGGCUAGAAAUCCCAGGCUGUGACCUUAGCUGGAAAGUGAUCAAUAAAAACUCUACAGUAGUUUUUUUUAACUUCCUUCCUCUCCUUAAAACAUAGGUCAUUAACUGUGAUGUUGUUUGUUUUCUAAGCAGUACUUGAGGUUUUUAAUGUAGUUAGAGGUUCCUUAGUUGUCUAAUGGACACAAUAUGCCCUUCUGGUGUAGACUCAAAUCCAGGAUCUGUUGGUGCUUAGAGACCGCUCCUGGACUGGAAUGAAAUCUGAUUUCAGGGGAAAUGAAGAUGAAAUUCGAAGGUUACGUUGUAGAAUGAAGUCACGGGUGCCGCUGCUGUUUGUCACGAAGUCUGACAGAGGGACCCAUGUCCGUGACAGAGGGAGGUGGGGAGGGCUGAGGGGGAGUCACAUCAUGUGAUACACUGAAAUGGCAUUUGAUUUUUCUUCUCACUCAGAACUGGCUUGGAAAGUCUUUGCUUUGGAGGUGUCAGAGAUUAGGACAGGUAGAACUGGACUGUUGGUAACACCCGGGGGGAGAGGGCCCCCUGAGGAAGCAGGACAUCCGCGUCUGGCAGGGGUCUCUGGCAGGUGUGCUUUCCACCGAAAGUCUGAGGACAGCCCUUAUUGGUUCCCCCUUUUCCUCUAGCGGCCCAUAUCCAGAUUAUAGUUGGAACAGUUUCAGGAUUAAUGUUCCCCUUCUGGACAGAUCCAUCCCCACUUUCGAAGCUGAGAGAGCUUUUAUGGCAGGAACUAUUUAUGAGGAUUUAGCUGAAGCCAUGGUGGCAGAAAAAUUGAUAUUUGAUAUUAAUAUAAUAUUAAUACUGGUAUUUAAGGAAACUACCUUUUGAGGGUAUUUUUAUGUUUUUUUUUCCCUAAAGCACUCCUUUAAACAAGCAAAAAACAAAAAGAAAGAAAAAGCUCUUACACAAAUUAAGAAGAAAUGAGUGCUAGUUAAAAGUAAUCAUGUCCUCCCCUCCUUCCCCACCCUCCUUUCUCCUGCCAAAGCAAAACAGGACCUCACAGCCCACACCAAACCAGUGCCCACAGCCUCCUCACCUCUGCGCCUGCCUGGGAGUCAGCCAGCUCUCGGGCCAGGCUGUGCAGGGCCGACCAGCCGCGCACACAGCCAGGGUUGCGGGGAGGGGCAGCUGCUGGCAGCCGGGUGGGCACUCCAGUCCUAGCACAUCGUUAAAACACUUGCGCCAUCACUGUGAGGGGAAGGAAAAUGAUUUUUCCUGGCUAAGAAACCACUCUUGUUUUACAUUUUUAUUUCCCCGUUCAGCUACCAUUGAACUUCUAUAGCUACUCAUAUUUUCAGUGGGUUUUUUCAGCUCUUUUAAGAUGAAGGAAUAAGUUAAAUCAUUGGGAAAGAUCUUCAGGGAUCUAAAAAUAAAAUGACUUCUCCUGGCACAUUUCAAAGCAAAGACUGUAUUGCCUGCUGCUUGUUGUGGUUUACAGGGAUAUUUAAUUUUGUAAGGUAUUUGUAUAUUUAUACACUGUAAUUAAUUGCACAUUGGACUGGGAAAGAACGGAUGAUCUAGGGCGUAGCAGUUCCGGUACGCGCCAUUUCCUCACGCUGCGUCCACUCGGGUCCUCCAGGACGGGGUCAGGGCUUGUCUGUCUCUCUGACUUGGGUCCUUCGUUUUUGCUUUGGGUUCCCUUUCUAAAAUGUGAUGUUAACCUGCUCCUUAAAAAGAAGACACUAAUUCUGCUGCAGCUUUCAGAAGGUUUGCUGAAUGUAUUUGCAAGAGGACUCUGACUCGUGGGCACUGCACUGUCCACCAUGGCCAGUAACGACUCACCCCAGUGUGCGGCCAAACCAUGACCGUGUAGCAGGGAUGUACUGAUGGUGCUUCCGUAGGGAAUGGCAAUGUCAGCUGAGAGAUUAUCUGCGGUUGUUCAAAAGGCCAUUUAUGAAAUCCGGAUUUGAGCCCCCAUGAAUCUUAAGAAAGCCUCUGAUCAUUUAAAGGAAAGAAUGAGAGUUGAUGCAAAUUUCAUGUUAAAAGCUGUGCUCAGGAAGUCCGAGCUGAGGUUGGUCUCUUGCCAAACCCUGGCUGUUGCGUGUUGUCUUCAUGUCUUCAAGUUCCCUUUUUCCAGGCUGCACAUUCUGGCAUCAGCUCGCCUGAGGCCUCCAUCGGCCUUCUCGUGUGCAAGGGGCCACCCGUCGGGAUUUCGGGUCUCUUCUCACCAUCCGCGUGUGCUGCCACGGAACCCGUGGAGCACGUGUGGCCUUUCUGAACCAAGACUUUGCAAACUGAUCUCUCCCCAGCAAGGAGUUGAGCUCAUUAGCAACAAUGUACAUUAUUAAUUUCAGAUUUUCAUUUUCAUGUUUUAUUAUGUAAAUAUUAUCUGAUGUUGGAGCUUGAGUAUACAGAAUGUAAAUAUAGUUCUUGUAUUUGUACUAAUUCUGGUUCUUUUGCUGUAUAGCCUUAGAUGUGCAAUGCGGACAUUAUCUAACUGUGUAUGGUAACCUUGCAUCACGGAACUCCUAGUGAACGAGGUAAACAUAAUAAAGGUACAACCAGUGCAUCAGAA
This is a messenger RNA of Mirounga angustirostris (Northern elephant seal), 10236 nucleotides long. It is a transcript of the gene KIF1B, whose product is annotated as kinesin family member 1B. Lineage: Eukaryota; Metazoa; Chordata; Mammalia; Carnivora; Phocidae. The record is from RefSeq and is a predicted model, not a curated record. Gene Ontology annotation, molecular function: microtubule motor activity; ATP binding; microtubule binding. Bases 417 to 5846 code for a protein of 1809 amino acids. Gene Ontology annotation, biological process: microtubule-based movement. The transcript has 48 exons.